AUUUUAUUGAAAGCAAUCUCACAGUAGCAACUAGCAAGCACCGGCGGCGAAAAAUGAGCAGUCGUUACCCGGCGCCGAUAACCCUGACCCGAACCCGCAUAGGAUGGAUAGGCAUCGGCGUUAUGGGCGGUGCGAUGGCCUCCCGCCUCAUCGCCGCCGGAUACUCACUCUCCGUCUACGCCCGCACCCCCUCCAAAGCCACCUCCCUCCUUUCCCUCGGCGCCACCCUUGCCCACUCCGCUGCCGACCUCGCCGCCUCCUGCGACAUUAUUUUCACCAUGAUCGGCCACCCCUCCGACGUCCAAACCCUAAUUCUAGACACACUUAUUCCGGCCAUCACUCCCGGCACCGUCAUCGUCGACCACACCAGCAGCCACCCCGCACUCGCCAGGCGAAUCCACCUCUCCGCCCUCGAGAGCCGCUGUCACUCCGUCGACGCCCCCGUCUCCGGCGGCGACGUAGGCGCUCGAUCCGGCAAAUUGGCAAUUUUCGCCGGCGGCGAUGCUGACGUGGUGCAGUGGCUGAAACCCUUGUUCGAUGUAUUAGGGCAAGCGACCUAUAUGGGGAGUGCCGGGAAGGGGCAAAGCUGUAAAAUCGCGAAUCAGAUCACCGUGGGUGGGAAUCUAGUGGGAUUGAGUGAAGGAUUGGUGUUUGCCGAAAAGGCCGGAUUGGACAAGGUUAAGUUCCUGGCGGCGGUGAGUGGCGGCGCCGCAGGGUCCGCUGCCAUGGAAUUGUUCGGGAAGAGGAUGAUUGAUAGGGAUUUCAGGCCCGGUGGUUUCGCGGAGUAUAUGGUGAAGGAUUUGGGGAUGGGGGUAGAUGUGGUUUUGGAGGAGGAGGAGGCGGCGGCGGUGGUGGUCCUGCCCGGAGCGGCAUUGUCAAAGCAGUUAUUUUCCGGCAUGGUGGCGAACGGAGACGGGAAGUACGGGACGCAGGGCGUUAUUACCGUUAUAGAGAGAAUCAACGGAGUUAAUCACGAUUAAGGUUAGAUGGAAUUAAGCUCGGUAACGAAAUUUUGGCGUUGCAUUUUCAGUUGAAUGAAUCUAUUGAAUUGUGUUUAUAUAUUGCUAGAAUGAAUUGUUCAUUGAAAAUAUAACUAGAAACUUUUGUUACUGCUGAAGAUUUUUUUUUUUUUUUCAGAUUCUUGUUGCAUUGCGUUUGUUAUUGGCAACUAAUAUGCUAGGCAAUUAAGAAAAUAAUAGAUGAUAUUUAGUUCAGAAUCAAGCAUUGAUAUUAUACUAUAUUCAUUUUUACAUUUUGAAAUU
This is a messenger RNA of Erythranthe guttata (spotted monkey flower), 1262 nucleotides long. RefSeq names its product putative 3-hydroxyisobutyrate dehydrogenase-like 3, mitochondrial. The record is from RefSeq and is a predicted model, not a curated record. Gene Ontology annotation, molecular function: NAD binding; NADP binding; oxidoreductase activity. NCBI's taxonomy places the organism in Eukaryota, Viridiplantae, Streptophyta, Magnoliopsida, Lamiales, Phrymaceae.